AUGGGGACUGCAGUCUCCGAGCACGCGAUUGCAAAACCACACCGUCAAAGAGCGUCAAGAGCUUUUCGCGUGGCUCAGAAACCGCCACGACGCCAACCCCCUUCGCCCCCGGCGCCGUCAUUGGUGAUCUCCCACCUCCUACCUCCCCUGCUCCUUCUUCUACCUCGCUCUCAAUUCAUGGUGACCUGCUCCAGAGCUUCCCACUUCAACCUCAGACCGUUCUCUCUCCUUCUCACUCCCCGAAGUACGAGUCUGCGUUUGGCGCUUUUUAAAUUCAACUAUUCUCUGUGUCCGCCCAACAAGCGGAUAGUCUUCGCCUCCUUGCUCGGCGGACCAAACCGGAACUCCGGUUCUCGUUUCGCCAAGAAUGGCGGCGAAUGGAACCGGGAUGAAGCUGUUUGUGAUCGAGAACGGGGCGAAGGUCGGGACCGCGAGGUUCAGUGCGAAGUUGAAGUGAUUUCUUGGAGGGAACGCAGAAUCAAGGCCGAAAUAUUGGUUAAUGCCGAUGUGGAGUCGGUCUGGAAUGCCCUCACUGAUUAUGAGAAGCUUGCGGAUUUUAUCCCCAAUCUUGUUUGCAGUGGGAGAAUUCCCUGCCCACAUCCUGGAGGAAUAUGGCUAGAGCAGAGAGGCUUGCAACGGGCACUUUAUUGGCAUAUUGAAGCUCGUGUUGUUUUGGAUCUCCAAGAAUUUCCCAACUCAUUUAAUGAUCGUGAGCUCCACUUUUCUAUGGUUGAUGGUGAUUUUAAGAAGUUCGAAGGCAAAUGGUGCAUAAGAUCUGGUAAAAGGUCAACAACAACAAAUUUAUCAUAUGAAGUCAAUGUCAUACCAAGAUUCAACUUUCCAACCAUUUUCUUAGAAAGGAUCAUCAGAUCAGAUCUUCCAGUGAAUCUUCAGGCCUUGUCUAGUAGAGCUGAAAUAAUUUUUGAACAGAACUAUAAAAUGCCAAGUACAAAAUGCUUCUUAAGUACAACAUCUGCAGCUGUCCAUGUUUCCUCUGGAGUCAACUUGGAUGGUAAUGUGUGUGAGAAGGACAAAUUAUCUCUUGGAAAGUUCAAGAAGGAUAAUGCCAGCUCUAGUAUUGGCCCCUUGCAUCCAUCAGCUACUGAAUUGAGUACUCACUGGGGUAUAUUUGGAAAAUUUUGCAAACUUGAUAGGCAUUGUAUGGUGGAUGAAGUUCAUCUUCGAAGAUUUGAUGGACUAUUGGAAAAUGGAGGCGUGCAUCGCUGUGUUGUUGCUACCAUUACAGUAAAAGCUCCUGUUCGUGAAGUGUGGAAUGUCAUGACUGCUUAUGAAAGGCUUCCUGAGAUUGUUCCAAAUUUAGCUAUCAGCAAGAUUAUAUCGCGAGAAAACAACAAAGUGCGCAUUGUUCAGGAAGGAUGCAAGGGCCUGCUAUAUAUGGUCCUUCAUGCACGUGUUGUUCUAGAUUUGUGCGAACGUCUUGAGCAAGAAAUUAGCUUUGAGCAGGUUGAAGGAGAUUUUGAUGCGUUUCAAGGAAAAUGGCUCCUUGAGCAACUUGGAAAUCAUCACACCCUUUUAAAAUACAGUGUGGAGUCAAGAAUGCAUAAAGAUUCCUUUCUUUCUGAAGCUAUUAUGGAAGAGGUUAUAUAUGAAGAUCUCCCUUCAAACUUAUCUGCAAUUCGUGAUUAUAUUGAGGAAAAGGAGGCUGAAACCUCUUCGGAAACAUGUGAUGACAAGAAAAUAUCUGAGGAACAAAUUGCUUCAUCUGAUAAUGGCAGGGAUGCCAAUUGUAACAACUUAGCUGAGCAGCUCUUUGUUCAAAAUAAUUCAAGUCCAUCUAGGCAAAGACCCAGGGUUCCAGGCCUGCAGAGGGAUAUGAAAGUUCUCAAAUCGGAGAUCUUGGCAUUUAUCUCAGAACAUGGCCAGGAAGGAUUCAUGCCCAUGAGGAAACAACUUCGAAAGCAUGGCAGGGGGGAUAUUGAGAAUGCAAUUAAACAAAUGGGCGGUUUCACAAGGAUUGCAUCAUUGAUGAAUCUGUCCCUUGCUUACAAAUACCGCAAACCAAAGGGCUACUGGGACAACCUUGAGAAUUUGAAAGAAGAGAUAAGCCAAUUCCAGAAAAACUGGGGGAUGGACCCAUCAUUUAUGCCCAGCAGAAAAUCGUUUGAGCGUGCAGGGCGCUAUGACAUUGCACGUGCAUUGGAGAAAUGGGGAGGCCUUCUUGAAGUUUCACGUCUUCUAUCACUCAAGGUGAGGCACCGAAACAGAUGGGCAAACCUUGGAGAGAAGAAAUCUGAUAAUAUGGCAUCUAAUGAGGUAGAUGCUGAAGAAAAAGCACCAUGCAAAUCUUCUUUUCCUCAAGACAAACAUAAGUGGCUUAUGAAGCCGAACCAUUUGAACAUCAACUCGGAUUGAAUGAGAAUAAUAUUCAUCAAUCAAUUAUCCAUCUGUAAUUAUAUUUUACCAGCCUACCAAUAUGCUGUCCUCUUGCUCGUUGGAUAUUGCUGUAACUUGCCCAAUUGAUAAGUAAUGUUGUCACUUGGUUAACCUGUGGGGAGAAAGAGGCCUACUGGCCGGGAUUUGGACAUUUUUAUUUUACUGCCGACUUUAGAAAUACACGCACAAUGAACUGUUCAAUUAUCAAUGGCAGACAAGCAUUUCAAGGAGGGCAUUUGCAUGCUCUUGUUUGAACAAGCUAGAGUCCUACAUAAUCUAUCCCUCUUCUCCAUUUUGUUUGCUUUGGGAGAGACUAUAAGGGUAACUUGGGCUGAAUUGCAAGUUUUAGAGUGAUCAGUUUGGUCAGUGCGACAUCAGGGUUCGCACCUGUGGUUUUAGUAGCAUAAUCAAACACAUUUGGGUUUUUUUGUCGGCUCAUUGUAUGCUUCUAAUUUAUCUGAUACAAGUAGAAAAUAUAAAUUAUCAAAGGAAUCACUUAAUCUA
Malania oleifera is the source of this 2898-nucleotide messenger RNA. RefSeq lists its product as uncharacterized. The record is from RefSeq and is a predicted model, not a curated record. The transcript is spliced from 11 exons. Bases 1 to 2373 code for a protein of 790 amino acids. Lineage: Eukaryota; Viridiplantae; Streptophyta; Magnoliopsida; Santalales; Ximeniaceae. Gene Ontology annotation, biological process: regulation of photosynthesis, light reaction.